Molecule: messenger RNA, 1332 nt
Organism: Lachancea lanzarotensis
Lineage: Eukaryota; Fungi; Ascomycota; Saccharomycetes; Saccharomycetales; Saccharomycetaceae
Gene: SDP1
Product: LALA0S07e02894g1_1
Exons: 1
Coding region: 1-1332 (443 amino acids)
Biological process (GO): negative regulation of MAPK cascade; protein dephosphorylation
Cellular component (GO): nucleus; cytoplasm; cytosol
Molecular function (GO): MAP kinase tyrosine/serine/threonine phosphatase activity; protein tyrosine/threonine phosphatase activity
Source: RefSeq, a predicted model, not a curated record
AUGUCAGAAGCUGAACAAGCCCCCUCUGGAUUUACUCUGGGGUCUGUCACGGAGAGUGCAGUGUUCGAGGUGGGAGAACCUUCGAGAUUGGUGCGGAAACGCAAUACAAAAAAUCUAUUUUUGAACAUCGACAACUCACCUACCCAGAGGAUCGAGGCGCUGGACGCCCCAUGUGGUUUCAAAAGUGAGGAUAAUGGACGGCUGCGAAAUAUCCAGGAACCCCGGGCUCUAGAGAGAUGGAAACACGUCUCAAGCGACGCUCACAUCUUCUCCGUAGCUAACGUGACAAACGGCUCAUUCACAGCUAAAAAAGAACCCAAGUUGGUGACAAACCGGUUGAAAAGGGGCAUGUCGUUGCCGCCACAACUCAAAACUCGUUUUAUAGGGUCACAGAGUGACUUGGGAUUGUCUUCGUCACCCAUAGAAGCUCAGAGCCUGUCUUUGGGAUCUGAGGACGCUGUGCUACAGAAUAGUGGUUCGCGUGCAUUCCAUCGGGCCUCGCGCUCUGUUUCUACGGUUGUGGACGAAGGCUGCACCACUAAAAAUGCAUAUCCGGACGGACCAUUGCUGGUUUAUGGUUCAUAUCUGUAUCUGUGUUCUGAGCCGUCCAUUACAGAUCUCGAGCGUUUUGACGUGACGCUGAACGUUGCUCAAGAGGUCUCAAAUCUCCGCACUAUGUUGCCGCCCACCAAACAGGUUGAUUACCACCAUAUUCACUGGUCUCACACGUCGAAAAUAUGCUCAGACCUACCACAACUAACCAGAAUCAUACACGAGGCCGUGGAGGCUCGACGCACAGUACUGGUGCAUUGCCAAUGCGGCGUGUCUCGCUCUGCAUCGCUGAUUGUAGCGUACAUUAUGCGCUACGAAAACCUUCCUCUUCAUGACGCCUAUAACAAGCUCAAAUCUGUGGCCAAAGACAUUAGUCCGAACAUGAGUUUGAUCUUCCAGCUCAUGGAGUGGCGCGAGGUUUUAAGUUUACCACGUAUGCAACCGAAAGCCGUAGGCAGGGCGGAUGAUGCGAUUUUUCCAAAGGCCCCAGGCGUGAUGUUAUUGGAUCAAGAAGAAAGUGCACACGAUCCUACCAAAAUACCCCCAACAAGCCCUGACUGCUCUAAUGUUUCAACUGAAAACACACCUUGCACUCCAAGCGAGUUUUUCGACUGCGGUCGAGUCUCUUCGCAUUCCUCCGUUACUGCAAGCGAUUCAGGCACUGGUACACCUUUCCUGUCGGCACCCAUGUCCGAUACCGCACGAUACGCAUCAAUGUUUGAAACAUAUGCCUCAACCGGCGUUGAAACUGGAAACAAAUCCAGCAGUGGAUGGUGCUGA